Molecule: messenger RNA, 2522 nt
Organism: Periconia digitata
Lineage: Eukaryota; Fungi; Ascomycota; Dothideomycetes; Pleosporales; Periconiaceae
Source: the annotation of a GenBank genome assembly
UGAAUUGGCUGAUUGAUGGAUCUGUAUGUAAAGAAAGGUAUGGGUCACGGAACCAGCAGAGUGGAUCCAGAGCGAAUUGUGGGGGAACAUGUAUGUAUGUACAUGGAGUGCACGCCCUACAUGGCAUUUGCCUUGUCGGGUCAAUGCCCGUGCGACGCGCUGCAGCGUGGGACAGCCGAUCUUGGAGGCCUUGACCGUAUCCAUAUAAGGGCAAUAGAGAGCAAUCUCAUGAUUCUGUUGUGGGUGGUGUCUGCUCGGAAUCCUCGUAGUGAACUUGGCACACUGGUGGGGCAGAGACCGACGUAUGUGGGCAGCCGAUACGCCUCCGGCGGCGCUACGCGACUGAGUCAAGCUUUCGUAGCAUUUUCUUUGAUACCAGAAACAGUCACAAUUGUUAUCUCAACAGUCACAGCUUUAUAACCCAAUUCCUCCCCCCUCCCUUCUUGUCUCUCCUUCACUCUCCCACUUUCCCCUCGCAAUUCGCCUGCCAUCAUGUGUGGAAUCUUCGCCUGCUACAAGCACCCCGAUGUGCAGAAGUUCAAGCCGACAGCCCUGAGAAUGGGCAAGGCCGUCCGACAUCGGGGCCCUGACUGGAGUGGCAACCAUAUUGCGAACGACACAAUUCUCGUUCAUGAGCGUCUUAGCAUUGUUGGCGUCGAAUCCGGCGCACAGCCGCUAGUCAACGAUGACAAGACCGUUUCUCUGGCUGUCAACGGCGAGAUUUACAACCACCGUAUCCUACGCAAGUCGCUCAAGAAGCCGUACAACUUCAAGACGCAUUCGGAUUGCGAGGUCAUCAUUCCAUUGUACCUAGAACAUGACAUCGAUACGCCACGGCACUUGGACGGCAUGUUCUCGUGGGUGCUUCACGACAAAGUACAAGACCGAGUCCUCGCCGCGAGAGAUCCCAUCGGUAUUACCACCUUUUACCUCGGACGGUCAAGCCAGACACCCGGUGCCGUCUACUUUGCCUCCGAGCUCAAGUGUCUACAUCCCGUGUGCGACGACAUUAUUGCAUUCCCACCGGGUCACAUCUACGACUCCAAGACCGACAAGUUGACGCGAUACUACGAUCCCAAAUGGCUUGUAGAGCCGUCCAACAUUCCCACAAAACCAGUCGAUUACAAGGAGCUGCGGGAAACACUCGAGAAGUCGGUCCGGAAGAGGCUUAUGGCCGAAGUGCCAUACGGUGUGCUGCUAUCUGGUGGUCUCGACUCCAGUCUUGUGGCCUCCAUCGCACAGCGUGAGACGCUCCGUCUCAACGAGGCUGCGAGAAAGCAAGCCGAAGCCGGAAGCGUCAAUGGCGAUGCGGAGGAGCUUGUCGGUAUCGACGACGACAACGAGCUCUCCACCAUCCAAAUGCUGCCCCAACUUCACUCCUUCUCCAUUGGACUCCCCAAUGCUCCCGAUGCAGUCGCAGCGAGGGAAGUUGCAGACUUCCUCGGUACCCGCCACCAUACUCUGACCUUCACACUCGAGGACGGAUUGAACGCCCUCUCGGACGUCAUCUACCACCUCGAAUCCUACGAUGUGACCACGAUCCGCGCCUCCACACCCAUGUUCCUUCUCAGCCGUAAAAUCAAAGCCAUGGGCAUCAAGAUGGUGCUUUCGGGCGAGGGCAGCGACGAAAUCUUCGGUGGAUACCUCUACUUCCACGCAGCCCCCGACAAGGCAGCGCUACACCAAGAAACGAUCCGCCGCGUCGAGAACCUCCAUCUGGCUGACUGCCUGCGAGCCAACAAAUCAACAUCGGCAUGGGGUCUCGAAGCCCGCGUCCCGUUCCUGGACAAGAACUUCCUCAACACGUCCAUGAACAUCGACCCGGCCGAGAAGAUGAUCACAAAGGACCGCAUCGAAAAGUAUAUCCUCCGCAAGGCCUUCGACACCUCGGACGAGCCGGACACGAAACCCUACCUACCGGAGAAGAUUCUCUGGCGCCAGAAGGAGCAGUUCUCCGACGGUGUCGGAUACGGGUGGAUCGACGCGCUCAAGGACCGCGCCGAGGAGGAAGUCACCGACGAGAUGAUGAAGAACCCCAAGCCUGAAUGGGGCAGCGAUAUCCCCGACAGCAAGGAGGCGUACUGGUACCGCUGCAUGUUUGACGAGCACUUCCCGCCGCACUGCGCGAAGACGGUCAUGCGCUGGACGCCGACGUGGAGCAAGCAGACGGAUCCUUCAGGACGUGCCAUCCAGAUCCACAACCAAAAAUACGACGAGGAGAAGUAAAUCCACGUUCUCCCGCGUUAAUUGUAGAAUGAAGGGGAGGGAGCACUAAACGAUUUACGCUUUCCAAACUCUUCUCUCUCGUGAUUUAAGAUUAUAUAUCUCGAAGAAUGCAAAGAACGAUUUCAAGCUUUUUUUUUUCUUUUUCUUUCUCUCUCUCUCUCUCUCUCUCUUCCCCUUCUUUGGUGGCAUCAAAUCAGAUCAACAUCUGUUAAUCUACUUGUCUUUCAUCUACACUUUCGUUUCAAGUGGAACUUGGAUACGUGAACCUUCUCUAGCUUGCUUUAUUUCGCUGGACC